Drosophila virilis is the source of this 615-nucleotide messenger RNA. RefSeq names its product protein LTO1 homolog. The record is from RefSeq and is a predicted model, not a curated record. Lineage: Eukaryota; Metazoa; Arthropoda; Insecta; Diptera; Drosophilidae.
AACAACAAAGACAUUGCAACGAUGUCCAGUGCAUCGCGUGAUAUAAAUGAUUUGUUUGACGAAAUAGUGCUUACCGAGGAGAAACACGCUCGUCUGGGCUAUUCUGAGGGCAUCCGUGACGGCCGUGCUCAGGGCAACCAGGAGGGCUACCAACUUGGCUACGCUCAAGGUGUGCAACUUGGCGAAGAAUUGGGAGCCAUUUACGGCCAAGUGGUGGCACAACAGCAGCUACCACACACGAAAAAGUUGCUGCGCACUUUGCAGCAGCUGCGCGAGCUCAUCGAACAGUUUCCGCGGAACAAUAACCCAGAGGCUGAUAUCAUUGGCGCUGUGGAGCAAAUACGCACAACGCAUCGGCGACUGUGCGCUUUGCUGGGCACCAAAAAGGUGGCUCUGCAGAAACCCAUCACGCACGAGCACAAGGAUUUCAGUUUCUAGAAGCAACAACAUGAGUUAUCUGGGCGAUUUACACCAGCGCCUCGAUGAGGUCUUGUCAUUUUUAGAACCGUACUGGAAUUUUGCAAAUUGCCACAUGGUCAACUACAUAGUUGACAAUCAUUGGCUGCACAUGAUGCCCCAGUCGCUAAGAGCUGAGCUAAAAUCUGUUGAUCAUGU